Messenger RNA from Protobothrops mucrosquamatus (brown spotted pit viper), 486 nucleotides. Its product is annotated as transmembrane protein 229B-like. The record is from RefSeq and is a predicted model, not a curated record. The transcript has a single exon. The coding region runs from base 1 to 486 and encodes 161 amino acids. Lineage: Eukaryota; Metazoa; Chordata; Lepidosauria; Squamata; Viperidae.
AUGGAGGGCUCCGCGGAACCGCUGAGCCCGCUCUGCCGCUCCUACAUCUACGCCAUCCACGGCUACUUCUGCGAGAUCCUUUUCGUGGUGCUUAUCCUGGACCAGGACUGGGUCUUCCAGGGAGCCCUCAGCGCCUGCUCCCUCCUGGUCUACGGGACCUGCGGGCUGGGCAUGGAGGGCAUCUACCUGCAGCUGCGGGGGGACUGCUGCCUGCUGACCCGCUGCGUCCUCUACACCGGCUGCAUCUACCUCUGGCAGUUUGCCACCGGCUACCUGCUGCGCUGCCUGGGCGCCUGUCCCUGGGACCACGGCCACUUGCGCUACAACUUCAUGGGCCUGGUCGCCCUGGAGCACGGCCUGCUUUUUUUUGUGGGGGCCCUCCUGCUGGAGAGGCUGGUCAUCGCCCCCACCCUGCGCCUGCGCCUGGCCCCGGUCUGGAAACCCAAGGAGCGCCCCCUCCCCAAGUUUGAGCUGACCCACAACUGA